AUGCGGUAUGUCAAAGCACUAUUUUUUGCUUUGCUGUCAACCUAUGCCAACGCUCAAAACACGCGCGACCGAUAUAUACAACAGAUCGGCGAGGAACUCGCUGCCAACGGCGUGAUUCUGCCCAUGGCCAUGCCCACGCCCACACCGAUCCCGAAGGUGGAGGGAUCGAGGCCUGUGCGUGUCGUCAAGUCGAACGUUACCAAGGAGGAGGCGGUAGUUUUGAAGGAGGCAGUCGCUCCGGUCAAGCCGGAGGAGGAGGCCCCAGCCAAUAAAGAAGCUGCACCGCAGCCGUCCCAGACCGCCGCAUCCCAGACCGCCGCAUCCCUGUCGACGCCCGUACCACCUCACCCGAACGUAGAGCCAAAGGACAGUUCGGCACAGCCGCCAGCUCCCCCGACGGCGACUGUCCCAGCGGCACCAGCUUCCCCGGCGGCGGUCCCAGCGGCACCAGCUUCCCCGGCGGCGGUCCCAGCGGCACCAGCUUCCCCGGUGGCACUCCCAGCAGCGGCACCUGCUCCUGAGGCGGCCCCCUCGAGUUCCGAACCGGCGCCGGCGGUGGCUGGUGAUGGGGAGGAGGCAUUGCGGGAGCGCGAGGAGGACUUAAAGAAGCGUGAGACGAAUUUGAAGGAGCGCGAGGACUUGUUGCUGCACGUGGGUGCCCGAGCUGGCAGUUUUGGGCAGCAAUUGCAGAAGCGCGAGAGCGAGGUGGUUGCGAAGGAGGCGGCGCUGGAGGCGCGCAGCCGAGAGGUGGAGACCCGAACGGCUGCGUUGGAGGCUCAGGAGCUCGAGCACACACGUGUGCUGGCCGAGCGCACGCGUGUGCUGGAGGAGAAAGAUCGCGCGAUCGCGGAGCUGGAGGCGAAAGAGCGGGCGAUCGCGGAGCUGCAGACCUCGUUGGACGGCCGUCAAAAGGCAGUCGACGACCACCAGCGGGCGGUAGAGGAGCAGCAGCGUGUUGUGGAGGAACACCAGCGCGCAAUCGAGGAAAGGGAGCGUCGGGUGGCGGAUCAGGAGCAGCAGGCGGCGAGGCGGUUGCAGGAAGCCGCUGGUGCCACUGUGGAUGCAGCCCAACAGGAAAUCGCGGCUAAGUUGGCGGCCAGCGAGACUGCAAAUCAGGAGCUGACUGCCAAAUUGGCUGCCAUCGAAAGUGUGAAUCAGGAACUGACUGCGAAGUUGGCGGCCAGCGACAGUGCCAGUCAGGAGCUGACUGCGAAGUUGGCUGCCAGCGACAGUGCCAGUCAGGAGCUGACUGCGAAGUUGGCUGCCAGCGACAGUGCGAGUCAGGAGCUGGCCGCUAAGCUGGCUGCGGGCGAAUCUGCGAACCAGGAGCUGACUGACCGGUUAGCUGAACGCGAACGGGCGGUUUUGGAGCAAGAGCGGGACGUGGCUGAGAGAGUUAAGCGGCACGAGGAUGCGCUUGCUGAGUACCGCGAAGGUGUCCGACGUGAAGAGGAAAAGUUUCUGACGGAGGACCCCGCGGAAUUCGCUCGAUACCAGCGGUCGUUGCGGGAAAUGGCCGAGCUGCGGGAGUGGCUAAGACAGUGGAAAGUGCGCGCGGUCUUGAAGCGUGUCAAGGUUCGCGAUCUGACGCGCAUUGUCUACGUUGCUUCGGCUAUGUUUGCUUCGGAUGUGCACCAGGAGCUACAGGAAUUAGCUUGGACCGAACGUCUUAAGACUGCGUAUUAUGGCAUCUUUGGCUAUCGGAAGGUGGGACAAGUGGCCUUUGCCUGCUGUCUCCUCAGCCUGGCUUACCUAUAUCGACAGAUUCGCACUCUGCAUUUGGUCAAAGACGACCAGGAUGCAAUCUAUAGAUACCAAAAGCUGCUGCUAGACCAAAUGAACCUCGCUACCGAGGAGAUGAAACGGGGCUGCUUUACCACCAACCGCUACUGCGAGAACGCCGUUACGGACCUCAGAGUACACAUCGAAAAACAGGAACUACUGCUCAAGGGGACUGAAACCGGACCUUCCUCACAGCUUGCACCCAUCCCCGUAGACUACUCUGCAGACAUGGACCCUAACAGAAGCCCAAGAGAAUCCUUCAAUGGCGGCCCUCUGCCACCGGCUGGUGGCCCUCUAUUACCGGCUGGAGGCACUCUACCUCCGGCUGGCGGUACCCUAUCAGCGGCUGGCGGUACCCUAUCAGCGGCUGGAGGCACCCUACCACCCUCUGUGGGCACUCUGCCACCGGCUGGCGGUACUCUACCACCCUCUGUGGGUACUCUACCGCCCUCUGUGGGCACCCUACCACCUGCGGACGGUGCUCUGUCACCUUCUGUGGGAACCCUGCCACCCUCUGUGGAUACGAUACCGCCGUCUGGGGGUACGAUAGCGCAUGCUGCCGAAUUCCUGCCCACUGACGGAUACCAACCCAUGGGGGGUUUCCAACCGAUUGGCGGAUUCCAGCCCAAUGGGCCUGUAUCGUUCCAACCUAUGGGUAUGCCGCAGAAUGGCACACAGCCUGAAGGCCCCGUAUCGUUCCAGCCUAUGGGUAUGCCGCAGAAUGGCACACAGCCCGAAGGCCUCGUAUCGUUCCAGCCUAUGGGUAUGCCGCAGAAUGGCACACAGCCCGAGGGACCUGUGUCAUUCCAGCCUAUGAGUAUGCAGCCCGAGGGCCCCGUCUCGUUCCAGCCGAAUGGCAUAUCGUUAAAUGGCGUGCAGGCUGAAGGCGUUGUACAGCCAGCGGAUGGGCCUCAAUCGAUGUGUGCAAUAUACCAUGGGUUCACCCAGGAUGAAGGAUUUGAGCGUGCUGUGUUAGAUACGUAUAGGCAGUUGUAUUCAGGCGAUUCAAAUGCAAUUGGUCGUGGCUUGUUCGAAUUGGUUUUGAACGUCAUUCGGCACAUCCACUCGCUGCGUGGUGAUGUAGCGUCUUUGACUCAUCUGGUUCAGUUCGUUAUUGAUAGGCAGGAAAUUUGUCUGCGAUCGCAGGAUGAGAUCCUGGACGGUAUGAGAAGGGAAAAGGAUAAGGUGCUGUUUGGCAUUCGUUUACUGAAUGACAAGUUGGACUUGAAUAAUUUGGAAUCUAUUGCGCUAAGCGAGGCGGUAUAUAAUGAUGUCGUCAGGCAGAUAAGCUCCACCGAGAAAUGGCUGCCUCUGGUACAACUUUUGGAGCAUUUCGUUUCGGACCCGAAGAUGCUUGCAGCUGGUAACGAAGACUCGUCGACUCGGUGUGUUUUCACAGAAACACUCGAGAUUUUCAAGGCGCUCUGUCCCACCACCGACUCAGUUGGUAUGGCAACUGAACUGUCCAAGACCCUCAAGCCGCUUGAAAGCUUCAGAGCAGUCGUAUUUGGCGCAGCUCAAACCACCGGAAAAUUUUCCAGUGAUGAGUUCACUAGCCUGAUCAAAGACGCCUACCCACCACACCCUGACGACCGCAAAGCGCUAAGGGACUUCCUUGAAUAUCCUAAAGGAAUAAGCAAUGCAGAAUACCCGGUGUUUGAGCAGUGGAAAGAGAGCGCAAGUCCGCAGGAUUUCGAGGAAUAA
Molecule: messenger RNA, 3486 nt
Organism: Gregarina niphandrodes
Lineage: Eukaryota; Apicomplexa; Conoidasida; Eugregarinorida; Gregarinidae
Exons: 2
Coding region: 1-3486 (1161 amino acids)
Source: RefSeq, a predicted model, not a curated record